AUGGCGUCUGGGACAGCGCGGUUUUACAGUUGUUUCGAAGGAUACUUGGCAUCUUACCGGACCGUAUCAUUUAGUUUCAGCCCUAAAUCUCUUGGAUCUUCACUACAAUCCUUCACUUCUGCUUGCGCAAUUGCAUUCCCUUACAUUGCGCUCAGAUUCGUUACUAUUAUUGGCUGUCGUCCUGCCACUGCAUCAGCGUAUUACCAUCUCGAUGAUGCUGUCUUUCUUCUGAAGCCUGUCGCUACUACUUCAGGUGAAGACAACUUGACAGAUACUUGGCAUCUUACCGGACCAUAUCAUUUGGUUUCAGCCCUAAAUCUCUUGGAUCGCCAUUACAAUCCUUCACUUCUGCUUGCGCAAUUGCAUUCACUUACUUUGCGCUCAAAUUCGUUACUGUUAUUGGCUGUCGUCCUGCCACUGCAUCAGUACGUCGAAUUCCAUCCUGCAAAAAGGACAAAUAUGCCUGAUACUAAAAUUUUACUGCGAGGAAAGACUUUCGAGGAGCAAGCGUGUUCACUGGUGUCUGAUGUUUUGGAGCCAGCUGGAUUUCUGUUGCUUAGAUGGGGAAAACUGCCUUAUUUAUGUGAAGGAGAUUUCAGAAGGAAUCGACGAAAAACUUAG
Molecule: messenger RNA, 621 nt
Organism: Gongylonema pulchrum
Lineage: Eukaryota; Metazoa; Nematoda; Chromadorea; Rhabditida; Gongylonematidae
Source: the annotation of a GenBank genome assembly